Molecule: messenger RNA, 2471 nt
Organism: Diachasma alloeum
Lineage: Eukaryota; Metazoa; Arthropoda; Insecta; Hymenoptera; Braconidae
Product: WW domain-binding protein 11
Exons: 7
Coding region: 629-2338 (569 amino acids)
Biological process (GO): mRNA cis splicing, via spliceosome
Cellular component (GO): spliceosomal complex
Source: RefSeq, a predicted model, not a curated record
AUGAGAAAAACCACGAGAACCGAGAGUUUUUUCCCACUCAAAUUUUCAAUUAUUGUUCCACUCAUCCUGACGAACGAAUUCCCCACAAACUCCAGCCGAAGAACAACGAUCGAUGGAUGCUGAGCAACGAAAAAGUGCGAAUCCAGAGGAAUAUCUUCUAGUCGAGUGAUCCAAACAUGGUCUUGAGAGCUGGAUUGCGAUAAUUCUCGACGAAAAUUCAGGGUAAUUUAUGCUAUGGCGACUCCUCCACGAGCAUCACUACUCGGCUUCCAGGAAUAUUUGCGAAUUGAAGUCACAAGAGUCGUCAGAAACCGAGGGUACCUAGAGUUGUAGAGUCGAGAGCACUUGGAAUGAGUGCGUGAAGUGUUCUUUUCACUAGAAAUCCCCUCUCUCCACGAUCCCCAGUUGGAUCCAGUCCCCCACCCCUGAGAAACGCUGAGGAUCGAGUGGAUUUCGACGAGAGACGCCCUCGCUGGAGCCCCUCGAGGGGGCUAGAGAGCGUCGCGAUCGACCGUGUGAGUGUCCCUCGUUCUGUUUUUGGAGCAGCCGUCAGAAAUCGAAGGAACAAUUGAGUUUUUUGGAGAAUUUGUGGCUUAGUGAUCGCCCGAGUCGGUUGAUACUCAUCAAAAUGGGACGACGGUCUAUCAAUACCACCAAGAGUGGGAAAUACAUGAAUCCUACUGAUCAAGCUCGUAAGGAAGCUCGCAAGAAGGAACUCAAGAAAAACAAGAAGCAACGUCAACUGGUGAGGGCAGCAGUGCUGAAGGGCAAGGAUCCAGCCCAAAUCAUAGAGGAAAUGGAGAAGAUUGAUCAAAUGGAGUAUAACGUCAUGCAGCCACCGCCUCUCAACGAGAAAGUGCUGAAAGAUAAACGGAAAAAGCUCAAGGAGACUUUAGAUCGAGUGCUGAAAAUGUAUGCCAAAGACGAUCACGAGAAGUGGGCAGAGUUGAAAGAGCAGUUGAUUCAGUACGAAAGAAGACGAAUUGAUCUGGUGUCUUAUUUCGAGGCUGUCAAACAUGCUCAACAGGUCCAGGUCGACGAGAUUCCACUGCCAUCGCCGAAUACUGACAUGUCCAGGAUAUAUCCAGUAAAAAUUCUUUCAGGAGCCAUGACAUCACAGAUUCCCCUGCCCGACCUGCCCCAGCCCCCAGCCCACAUCUACCCUCCACAUUCCCACUACAUACCGCAGCACCACCCGUUGAUGGCCAUCCCCAUACCGCCCAGUAUUCUCAAGAAAACUAGUGUCUACUCUGCUGCAACAACAGUGUCCAUCCUGGCUCCUAGUAAAGAACCUCCAGGGGUACCUCCAUAUCCACCACCUGACAUUGCCGGUGAGGAUGAGGAGUCGUCAGAUAAGUCCAUAACUUCAUCCCAGAAGUCUCGAACAAUAAGAUUCGCAGACGACAAAGACGAGAAUAAAUCGUCAUCAGAGAAGGAGCAAAAUUCCCAGAAGGAAAAGGGUCAGGAGAGGGAACUGGAGAAAGUCAAGCCGACGACAUUGCAACAGAAGAUGUUGGCGAUGGCUGGACAGGACAUAGACCAGUUCAUGAGGGAGAUGGAGGUCGUCCACAAGAAGAGGGAGACCGAGAGAGCGCAGGAUCUGAACGCCAGGCUGUCCCUACUGGAUGCCGACACCGAUGGAAAGUCUUCGAAGGUCAAUAAUGGACAGGAGAAUAAGAAGACUGAAGCUGCUGAGGCGUCCUCGGAGGCCAGUCGAUCCUCUCAGGGCUCUCAACAGUCUACGAUACAUCUGCAACAGCAGCAUGGAAUGCCACCGAUGGGCAUGCCUCCACCACCUUUGAUGUAUCGUCCACCACCUCCUCCCAUGCAUCUGCGAAUGCCACCACCACCACCGCCCAGGAUGGGACUGCGACUUCCACCAGGGCCACCACCAGGAAUGCCUCGAUUACUUCGACCAGGGCCCCCAAGCAUGCCCCGCAUGCCGCCACCCCUUCAAAUGCAGAUUCACAAUCUCUCGGGCAUUCCAAAUCUCUCAAAUUCGCACAUGCACUCCGUUGCGAGUGGCAAUGCCAUUCAAGCGAAGCAACCCAAUGUACUAUCAGCUGCGCCCCAGCUCAUAAAUAGAAACGAAAAGGACGGGAAGAGCUCCACAACGAUCGAGGCCAAACCCCAGAUAAGAAAUCUAGCUGCAGAUGUCACGAGAUUUCUGCCGACAUCUCUCAGAGUCAAGCGCGAAGAUAAAAAGAAGACAGGUAACAGCAUUGUCUCCAGGUUACCGGACAGAAUACCCGAGAUUCAUUCAGCCAGGUCGUCACAACCUAAAACCAAGGACGAUGCGUACAUGCAAUUUAUGCAGGAAAUGGAAGACUUGUUGUAGUGUUUUUAUUCGAGGGAUGAUUAUGAUUAGAUAGUUUUUCAUAUGAGUCAUUAUGCGAUUGAUUCCUUUUUGAAUGAUGGAUUGCAGUCAAUUAUGGUAUAUUGGAAUUCCUAAUAAAAUAACGUUUGAAAGA